CCAAGAUGCGUUGACCGGCCAACGGGCCACGCUUUCUCCUCCUCUCGUCUCCGCUUCGCGUUGGAGCAAAAGAGAGAGAGAUGCGCACGCGCGGCACCUCCUGGGACGCGCAUGGGCAAAAGCCAACGCCUUGCGGGGGAGGGAGGGGGAAAGUGUGUGUGUGUGUAGUUCUUGAAAGAGCGCGUGCGCACAAGCGUGCCGAGGGAGCGGUUGGGCGGAGCGGAUGGAGCCCUCCCACCGGCGGUCGCUGCCGCAUUUGCCGCGCUCCGACCACGACCAGGCGCACCCUAGAGGAAUCUGUCCCGGCCCUGUUCAGAUGGAGCCAGAUGUCAAUCCAGAAGAUGAGAAACAGCAUCGGAGAAGUACCCAAAGAAGGUCCUCACAAGUCCCACGGGAAGAAAGUGAAGUCCCCGCUCCCUCUUCUUUUAAGCCGCUGUGCCCGGCAAAACCCUCCCCCAGUUUUUUGGAACUCCCAUCCACUCAGUGGAGGCCUUGCCCAGGUGGGCCGUAUUCCCAGGCAGCCAGGAGAGGGAAAGGAAAGAGGCAUUUCUCACCUGAACAUCAGCCACAGGAAUGCCUGGGUCUCCUCGAGUGCAUGCACAACAACAUCCAGACCCAAACGCAGAUUGCACAGGCUCAGCUGUCUCUCCUCGAAGACAUGCAGGAUUCCCUGAACGUCCUCCUAUCCAGGCAGGAGAAACGAAAACCUGAAUUUGUGGGGCAGACAGAAGAACGGGCCCCCAAGGGAUCAGCCUCCUCUCCCCCCAUCAGCUAGUAGGAUGUAAAAAGACGACCCCCUUUGUCCAGUUGAAAGAUGUCUUGUGGUAAUCAUGUACCUCUUACCUCACACGAAAGAGCAAUGUACAUUUCCCCCUAUAUUAGCCGAUGCUGUGGGACUUCAGCUUUUCUGUCCUGGCUUGGCAGUGCUACAGACAAGAGGGUGCUGGAAAAUAAAUACGGUUCUUAUCA
Molecule: messenger RNA, 969 nt
Organism: Pogona vitticeps (central bearded dragon)
Lineage: Eukaryota; Metazoa; Chordata; Lepidosauria; Squamata; Agamidae
Source: RefSeq, a predicted model, not a curated record